ACACACACACACACUUGGAGAGUCAGUUCAGCUCAGUUCAGCUCAUUGCAGUGUGUGUGUUCACCCCGGGAACAAGGAUUCUCCCGCACUCCUGCACGUUUUUUUUUUCCUCCUGCUUCUUCUUCUUCUUCUCUGCCUCCCUUUUUUCCAUCUCCAUUCAUCACAUUUCUUUUUCUCCUUCUUCUUCUUCUUCUUUUUCUUCUUUUUUUUUUUUUUUUUACGCCUCCACGUUUUGCAGCCAUCUGUCCCUGACAAAAAGAUAAGGAUUACUCAUUUUGUCGGCAGGUUUUUUUUUCUCUCUCUCUCUCUCCCUCGCGCUCUCUCUCUCUUUUUUUUUACAGCUUUUUUUUUCUUCUUCUUCUUUCUCUCCGUUUUCACAGGUGGACUGCGCCGAACUUUACAGUGUCCAAACUUCUCAGGAGGAGAAGAAGGGGAAGGAGAGGAGAAGAGAGGGAGGGGAGAAGGUGAAGUGAAAGAGUCGGACUCUCUCUCUCCAUCCACUUGUGGAGGACGGACAGUUUUUGGCACCGAGGCUCUCCGGCAGCUUCUUUUCUUUUUUUUUUUCCUCCGCGUUUUGCAGCAUCUCGGCUCGCUCGGCGUCCGACCGGCCGCAUCACCAUGACGGCGUUCCCCGGGCUCGGCUGGACGCUGCUGCUGCUGCUGCUCGCCCUGCAGGGCAGCGGCCGGGCGCAGGCGCAGGCGCAGCACGCCGACUGCCCGUCCUGCGCUCUGGCCCGCAUGAGGAGGCACGACGGCGAGGCGGAGGACGCGGCGGCGGCGGCGGCGUACGGGGUCGGGGGGCGGGACCAGCAGGAGGAGGAGGCUCAGCAGGACGUGGUGGAGGCGGUGAAGCGGCACAUCCUCAACAUGCUGCACCUGCAGGCGCGGCCCAACAUCACGCGGCCGGUGCCGCGCGCCGCCCUGCUCAACGCCCUGCGCAAGCUGCAUGUGGGGCGCGUGGCGGAGGACGGCAGCGUGCAGAUCGAGGGGGAGGAGGAGGAGGAGGGGGGCCCGCGAGGGCGGGGAGGCAGGGCGGGAGGAGGAGGAGCAGGAGGGAGAGGCGGAGGAGGGGGAGGAGCGGCGGCGGCGGCGGCGGCGGGCAGAGGGGGAGACGGCGGCGAGCCGCAGGAGACGACGGAGAUCAUCACCUUCGCCGAGGCUGGUGACUCUCAGGGUGUGGUGAACUUCGUCCUGUCUAAGGAGGGAGGUGAUCUGUCUCUGGUGGAACAGGCCAACGUUUGGCUCUUCCUCCGUUUGGCGAAGACGAACCGCAGCCGAGCCAAAGUCACCAUCCGCCUGUUCCAGCAGCGCCGGGCGGGCGGCGGCGGCCACCCGUCGCCACCGCAGGACGACGUGAUGCUGGCGGAGAAGACGGUGGACACGCGGCGCAGCGGCUGGCACACCUUCCCCGUGUCGGCGGCUGUGCAGACGCUGCUGGAGAGCGGCGAGGGCGCGGCGCUGAGCCUCCGGGUGUCCUGCCCGCUCUGCGCCGACGCCGGCGCCACGCCCGUCCUGGUGUCCGGCGGCUCGGAGGCGUCGCCCCGCGCCAACCAGCGGGAGCAGUCGCACCGGCCCUUCCUGAUGGCGGUGGUGAGGCAGGGCGACGGCGGCGAGCCCCGGCGGCGGAGGAAGCGCGGGCUGGAGUGCGACGGGAAGGUGCGCGUCUGCUGCAAGAGGCAGUUCUACGUCAACUUCAAGGACAUCGGCUGGAACGACUGGAUAAUCGCGCCGCCCGGUUACCACGCCAACUACUGCGAGGGCGAGUGCCCCUCCCACGUGGCGAGCAUCACCGGCUCCACGCUCUCCUUCCACUCCACCGUCAUCAGCCACUACCGCAUGCGGGGCUACAGCCCCUUCCAGAACCUGCGCUCGUGCUGCGUGCCCACGCGGCUACGCGCCAUGUCCAUGCUCUACUACAACGAGGAGCAGAAGAUCAUCAAGAAGGACAUCCAGAACAUGAUCGUGGAGGAGUGCGGCUGCUCGUAAGGCCCCGCCCCCCCGGAGCGGAGCGGGGAGGAGGCGGAGCUGCAGAGUCUGACCCGGGACCCCAAAGAGCCGGAGAGCGGCCGGAGGAGCCGGCGGCCCGUCCCUCCUCCGGCCCUCGGACCUCUGAGGGGAAACGAAGCGAAGGACACGCCUCCUCUCCCGCCCCCCCCACCCCCCACCCCCCCCAGCAGAACUCAGAGUCUCGACGGCACUUUCACAAUUUAAAAAAAAAAGAAGAAAAAAGAUGUUAAAAAAGAAUAUCUAAUAUAUUUUUGUUACAAAGGGAGGGAGCGAGGCCAGACGCUUAUUUAUGACGCUGAGACGUUCAAGCACCGCUCCGCCAGUCCGACCUCGGAGCGCCGAGGUGCCUGAAAAACUAAGACACAAACACAAAAUCUCAAAACUAUGCAACUUGUUUCAAGUAUUAUGAUCAUAUUUGUAUUUUCCUUUGUUGACAUGUUCCUGUUUCGUUCUGGUUUGUUUUCUCAGCUGUUUACUUUUUCAAAGUGGAAGAGGAAGAACGAGGAAGACUCUUUUCUAUUAUUUGUUUUGGAAGUAUAAAUUUGUGCUGAGUGUGCGGCUGCGUGUGUGUGUGUGUGUGUGUGUGCGUGUGUGUGUGUGUGUGUGUGUGUGUGUGUGUGUGUGUGUGUGUGUGUGCAUUUGUCGAGAGAUACUUGAAAGAAACAAGUUGGCCCGGCUGCUGGAACCAAACACUUCUUUAUGUUACUAUGGUUACCAUGAUAAUUUUUCUUUCUAAUUAUUAUUGUCAUUAAGUAUAUUAAUAAUAUUAUUGUUAUUGUUGUUAAUAAUAUUUCUUUUGUUUGCAUUUGUAUUUUUAAUUCUCGUGUGUGUGUUUUUUUUUUUUUUUAAAGAAACGUUACAAACGUUUUCAUUUUGCACUAUAGCGCCACUCGGUAUCGACUAGCCACAGACAGGAGAGUGAGACAGGUAGAGAGUGAGACAGGUAGAGAGUGAGACAGCACAGACUGGACCUUCCUGCCAUGCGAGCGCCCCCACCCCUCGGCCUGUAACUGUGAAGUCGCAGGUUCGAUCCCCACAGCGCCAUGAGCCUGGCCCCGCCCCCCGGCACUGUGGCGGGAAACAGUGUCAACGUCUGAAGUGGAAAUUUAAAUUAUUUUUACUCA
Molecule: messenger RNA, 3131 nt
Organism: Myripristis murdjan (pinecone soldierfish)
Lineage: Eukaryota; Metazoa; Chordata; Actinopteri; Holocentriformes; Holocentridae
Product: inhibin beta A chain-like
Exons: 2
Coding region: 619-1986 (455 amino acids)
Cellular component (GO): extracellular region
Molecular function (GO): growth factor activity; cytokine activity
Source: RefSeq, a predicted model, not a curated record